AUGACAGUCCACGAAGUUACUUUGCACGUGUACCAGCUAGCGCCGGAAGGGCAUGCGUUUUUUACGGGAGUUUUGCCGAGCCUCGGCCUGGGCGCGUACCAUACGUGCAUUGAGAUUGAUCAAAGUCGCUACACAUUCGCACCGAAAGUAGGGAUCGUGCGUUCCAGCGCACGUCACGAACACGCUCCCACCGGAGCUGUUUGGAAAGAAGCCAUUGUCUUGGGAUCCUGUCGACUCGAGCGAGGCAGAGUGGCACGCAUUGUCCGCAUACUGCAGGACCGAUUCUUCGGUCAAUUCGCGUAUCAUUUGGUACACCGCAACUGCAACCACUUUACCGAAACAAUGGCAACCGCCUUGCUCUGUCACGACGAAAUCAUCCAAUCGGCUCUUUCGGGAAACGCAGAAACCAACGACAAUGCCUUGCGUCCCCUAGUUGGUGCGUUGCGCACGUUUCCUACCUACAUCAAUCGACUCGCCAAUACGUCCGGUCACUUUGUGUCAUACGAGGCCAAUACAAUCCCUUGCCAAGUAGGCCAGGAAGCUGCCCAUGCCGUUGUUGCAUCUCAAGACACGUCAGUCGAGAAAGCGUCCCGAUCAGCCUCCACCCGGACGUCGGCCCUAGAUACAUCCGCGAAUCGCACUGCCACUAAGAAAGUUCUGACCGAUCGACAAAAAGCAGCAUUGGCAAAAAUCAGAAAAACACCAGCGUGAGAUUAUCUACGACGGAAAGGUCACCAAGUUUCAGGGAUUUGGGUUAAAGGGCCCCGACUCGACCAACAUCACUGGCAACGCUAUCAACAGCACGGCCCGUUCCUUCUCCAACGAUAAUAUGCAUCAAUCGAAGCCGCAGGCCGAAAGUUCCAGAAUCUAUUUCUUAUCAAUAGUUGUUACCGUACAAAGGCUUGUGGGCUAGUGAUCAAUCAUGUCACGAGGUCGACCAAAUAAGUGUGAAAAACCUGAAUGAAGUGAAAGGGCCUGUCGGAAAAGUGGUGUCGAUCAAAUUGAGGUCAGCCAGGUUUUGUAGUCGAAGUAGCCGCUCACCAGGAAAGUUUUUAAACAUCAUUGCUAUCGAAGAGGUCCUGUCAAGUUGCACAAGCGAUUGUCUUCUAGACUACUUUACAGUUAUUGAAGAGUACCCCAAGUGGAAGGAAGGUUACUGGAUGCAAAUUUAUACCAGGGGAAGUGAGCACGGGGAAAUCACAAUGGACCCAUCACGGUGAGCAGAAUACAGAGUAAAUGUUGUGCUUCUUCUUGGAGACUGCCUUUCUCUCCAUUUCGCAAGUUGGUGCCUUUCAUUGCUCUAAGCCACAAUCUUGUGGACCAGACAUCUCUGGUUCUUCCCAAUGCCAGUAGCCGCUCUUUCCUUCGCAUGGGUACUCUCAAUUUGUAUCCGAAUUUCUGUCCUUUCUUACAGUUAAUGCACAAGCUUCCUAG
This is a messenger RNA of Phaeodactylum tricornutum CCAP 1055/1, 1434 nucleotides long. RefSeq lists its product with no specific name. NCBI's taxonomy places the organism in Eukaryota, Bacillariophyta, Bacillariophyceae, Surirellales, Neidiaceae. The record is from RefSeq and is a predicted model, not a curated record. Gene Ontology annotation, biological process: protein deubiquitination. Gene Ontology annotation, molecular function: deubiquitinase activity. Bases 1 to 711 code for a protein of 236 amino acids. The transcript has a single exon.